Messenger RNA from Oncorhynchus nerka (sockeye salmon), 3615 nucleotides. Its product is annotated as claudin-7-A-like. NCBI's taxonomy places the organism in Eukaryota, Metazoa, Chordata, Actinopteri, Salmoniformes, Salmonidae. Gene Ontology annotation, molecular function: structural molecule activity. Gene Ontology annotation, cellular component: bicellular tight junction; plasma membrane. The record is from RefSeq and is a predicted model, not a curated record. The transcript has 4 exons. Gene Ontology annotation, biological process: bicellular tight junction assembly; cell adhesion. Bases 262 to 909 code for a protein of 215 amino acids.
CUCAGCACUACUAUUCAAGGUGCGGCUCAAGCUAUAACAGGUGGAAAGGAGAUCAAGAACCACAACAAGAUUGUGUUUACUGACGCUAUCCUGACGCGUUUAAUGAAGAUAGGUAGAUCUACCUUGCAAAUAUAGACUGCAUUAAGAUAACCGUUGUGUGCCUUUGGACACGCACAAAAGGAUUCAUAGUUUUUUCAUCAACAGAAACGUAUUUAUUUAGACAUUUAAAAAAUAAUCGACAAAAUAAUUUUAUUUUUAAAGAUGGCAAACUCGGGAAUUCAACUUUUAGGAUUCGCCCUGUCACUCGUCGGUGUCAUUGCACUUAUCGUGGGGACCAUUCUUCCACAGUGGAAGAUGUCUGCGUACGUAGGAGACAACAUCAUAACGGCGGUUGCCAUGUACCAAGGACUAUGGAUGUCAUGCGCUUUUCAGAGCACAGGGCAGCUCCAAUGUAAAAUCUACGACUCGAUCCUGCAGCUAGACGGCACUCUCCAGGCCACCCGUGCCCUGAUGAUUGUUGGCAUCAUCGUAUCCAUCGUUGGGCUGGGCGUGGCCAUCAUGGGCAUGAAGUGUACCACUUGCGGAGGAAACAACAAAGUGUGGAAGUCUCGCACCGCCAUGACUGGAGGCGUCAUUCUACUGGUUGGAGCUCUGUGUGCAUUAGUGGCCUGCUCGUGGUUCGCUCAUAAUCUCAUCCGGGCCUUCUAUAACCCGUAUUCUCCUGUCAACACCAAGUUUGAGUUUGGGGCAGCCAUCUUCAUCGCCUGGGGGGGUUCUUUCCUGGACCUGCUGGGGGGAGCCAUGCUGGCAUCUUCCUGCCCCAGGAGUAAAAAGCCAGUGCCCAAAUACCCUGUCAUGAGUGGCGUGAGUGCUCUCUCACCAUCCAGCAGCACCAAGGAGUACGUGUGAGCUAAAUCAUGCUGCCAGGUUAUAAUGAGAUUCACAGAAAUUGUUGUGAAGUUUACAGAUAUGCCCACACCCCACCCCACCCAACCCCAGCAGGACCGUUGUGAUGUCUCUCACCCGCUCCCAAAAUUCCACAAUUGUUUAUGAGUGGGCCUCACAAAUACACUAUAAUUGGUUAUUGGAUCCACCUUAUAUUAUGUUUUAGGGUGCAUGUUCUCGUAUUACACAAACACACACUCACUUCUCUUAUUACAGCCAAUAUGCAGCAUCAUGGCAAACACUCACCUCCAUGUAAGAAACACUGUCUACUUAAAUGAACAUUUCCUUUGUAAUUGAAGGUAGUCAAUUAAACUUGUUGUGGUGCUGAGGUCCUACUCUUGGCAUACUCAUGGGAGUUUAUGUAUGUAAAAAUAGGAAACUGGACUAGCGCACCACCAAUACUUUUACAAUGGAGUUUUUGUAGACAUGACCAUCUCCAAUUGUGUUCAAUGUUCAAUCCAAGUGGAACUUCACUAGUUGUGAGUGACUGUAUACGCUAUGGUGAAUCACCGGACAAUUCACUGUUGCACUCCAAAAGGGGGGGGGCUUUUCAUACAGGCCUGCAAUGUACUCUGUCCCAUUAUAAAAUCUCUCAGAACAGUGAUUCUCAACAGGUGCAUUAUUACAAGAAGUGUUUGUUUUUAUUAUUGUACUAUGUAAUAUACAGUGCAUUCGGAAAGUAUUCAGACCACUUCCCUUUAUCCACAUGUUGUUGCAUUACAGCCUUUAUCUAAAAUGUGUCAAAUAAAAUGCUCAUCACUGCAAUGUCCCAUAACGGCAAAGCAAAAAUAGGUUUAGAAGUUAUUGCAAAUGUAUUAAAACAUUUUUUUUUUAAAGAAAUACCUUAUUUACAUCACUAUUCAGACACUGCUAUGAGACUCGAAAUUGAGAUCAGGUGCAUCCUGUUUCCCAUUGAUCAUCCUUGAGAUGUUUCUACAACUUGAUUGGACUCCACCUGUGGUAAAUUCAAUUGAUUGGACAUGAUUUGGAAAGACACACACCUGUCUAUAUAAAGGUCCCACAGUUGACAGUGCAUGUCAGAGCAAAAACCAAGCCAUGACGUCGAAGGGAUUGUCGGUAGAGCUCCGAGACAAGAUUGUGUCGAGGCACAGAUCUGGGGAAGGGUACCAAAAAAUGUCUGCAGCAUUGAAGGUCCUCAAGAAAACAGUGACCUCCACGAUUCUUAAAUGGAAGAAGUUUGGCACCAGCAAAACUAUUCCUAGAGCUGGCCACCCGCCCAAACCAAGAACCUGAUGGUCACUAUGACAGAGCUCCAGAGUUCCUCCGUGGAGAUGGGAGAACCUUCCAGAAGGACAACCAUCUCUGCAGCACUCCACCAAUCAGGCCAGACAGAAGCCACUCCUCAGUAAAAGGCACAUGACAGCCCACUUGGAGUUUGCCAAAAGGCACCUAAAGGACUCUCAGAUCAUGAGAAACAAAAUUCUCUGGUUUGAUGAAACCAAGAUUGAACUCUUUGGCCUGAAUGCCAAGCGUUACGUCUGGAGGAAACCUGGCACCAUCCCUACGGUGAAGCAUGGUGGUGGCAGUAUCAUUCUGUGGGGAUGUUUUUCAGCGGCAGGGACUGGGAGACUUGUCAGGAUCGAGGGAAAGAUGAACCUGCCCCAGAGUGCUCAGGACCUCAGGCUGGGGCGAAGGUUCACCUUCCAACAGGACAACCCUAAGCACCCAGCCAAGACUUUGCAGGAGUGGCUUCGGGACAAGUCUCCAAAUGUCCUUGAGUGGCCCAGUCAGAGCCCGGACUUGAACCCGAUCGAACAUCUCUGGAGAGACCUGGAAAUAGCUGUGCAGCGAUGCUCUCCAUCCAACCUGACAGAGCUUGAGAGGAUCUGCAGAGAAGAAUGGGAGAGAUUCUCCAAUACAGGUGUGCCAAGCUUGUAGCUUCAUACCCAAGAACACUCGAGGCUGUAAUAGAUGCCAAAGAUGCUUCAACAAAGUACUGAGUAAAGAGUCUGAACACUUAUGUAAAUGUGAUAUUUCAGUUUUCAACAUUUCUACAAACCUGUUUUUUCUUUGUCAUUAUGGGGUAUUGUGUAUAGAUUGAUGAGGGGAAAAAACAAUUUAAUCCGUUUUAGAAUAACGCUGUAACGUAACAAAAUGUGGAAACAGUCAAGGGGUCUGAAUACUUUCCGAAUGCACUGUACAUUAUCAUCAAACUUGGUUUAUUAUGUGUUUUAUCAUGUGUUCAUUAUUCUGUAUGAAGGCAUGCUCUGUUCUGAUGUCCACACUAGCAUUCUACUUAGGAUGGAACCAUUUAUUUGGGAUGCAUUAUAGAUAGUAUGCUAGUGGUGUUCUUAGAAUGUAGCCUGUGUUUUAAAUGUAGCAGACUACAGUAGUACCAUUCCUAAGUGCUAGCGUAGUUCAGUUCAGCCUUGUAUUUUUGCCUUUGGCUUUAAACAGCAUAAGGAAUAUUGUAUCUUUGUGCUGCACAUUACGAAGCUCAACCAUCCUGCCUUUGCGUGAAAAAGAUGUUCAGCGGAAUUUUAAUGCUGGGUCCUUUUGUAUUUGUUUGUUGUAAGCAUAUAAAUGAAAUUGCUAGACAGUAAUUACUAGGUUACUUAUUUGUAACAUUUCUACGGUUGUAAGAUUAAGAUGUUCUGAAAGGUUUUUAGAAAUGUUUCUUCUAAUAAAAUGCAGAUUUUUUUUUCUCUA